UUAAAAUUCCGUAUGAAUAACGUUUCAUGCGAAUAGCUAAUACGCAUCUAUAUCUUGAUUCUUAGCUAAAGUUAAUAACCCAUGUUGAUGUUUACAUAUUUCCAAUUUUUUGAUAGUCACAAUGUAUUAUUAAUGUAAUAAGAACGAUUAUGUUUCCUUGAAUGUUUAUUUGCCAUGAAACGUGAAAUCUUAGAUGAAGAAUCUCUGCGAUUACUAUCCUAGUUGCAAGCAUAUGACAGUUUGUGAUUUAUUGUCUUAUUGCAAGGUGUUUCUAUUAGAAUUUUAAUAGUUUAAUUAACUGAGCGGCAUUUACAUUAUUGCAGUGACCAAAAUUUAAAAUUAUUUAAAAUAGGCAUAUUCACAUAAUUAAUUGGAUAUGUCUUGUCAGAUAAAAGGAAUUGCUAAUCUAACCAAUACAAGUAAUAUCAAAGAGUUACUUUUCGGAGAUAUUACUAGGAGACAUGACAUUCCAAAAGACGAGUUACCAUUACAAGACUGUUUUAUAUCAUUAUCAUCGGCUGGAGAUGUUCUUGCUAUGGCAAAUAAUACAAAGAUGAUUAUAUUAAUUUCAAGAUGGGAUUCGUCAGAACAAGAUGAAGCAAAAAAUAAAUUUCACAUGAUAUGGUAUGGUGAAGUUGCCCAGGAAGAUAAUGAAUGGAUAACGUCUGUCAUUUGUUUACCAUUAUUGUCAUUGGGAAAAGCUAGUAGUGGCACUAAUCCAGAUUGGACAUGUAUUAUAGUUGGUUUUAAUACUGGUUUUAUUAGAUUUUAUACAGAAACAGGUGCAUUAUUGUUAGGGGAACAAUUGCACAGUGAACCAGUUGUGGGGUUAAAAUGUCAAUCUUUUCGUGCCCCUAAACACAUAGGUGAUAGUGGUUUGGCUGAAGAAAUUUAUGUGACAUAUAAUAGUGUUAUAUGUGUAUUACAAGGUUUUCCUUUAUUUUCUACACUAAGAGCAUGUAGAAAUCAUUUAGCUAGAGUUCAAGCAAACUGUGAUGAUCUACCACCUAUUACAAAUUUAUCGUAUAAGAAGUGGGGCUAUAAAAGCCAAGAUAUUGUAAAUGAUUCAGAAGUAAUUGGUACCACUUCUGUAAAUAGUUUUGAUCAUUUAAUGACAGCUUCAAUUUGUGGUGGAUAUAAUGCGUCUUACAGAUCUAGCGCACCACAACAUAAUUUGGUUCUUGCAACUGGUAAACGACCAUUUGUUGGUUUUCAUUAUGCAUUAGAAGGUGGCUCAGCUCCGGUUCUAUCAGAUGUUGCAAUAGCAAUGGCCAGCAAAUUAGCAAAUGCUAUUGGAACUGCUGUUCCUUGGUUUCCUCUUAAUUGGGGAAAUUCGAAACAUCAGGCAUCACUCGAAGCAUCGAAAACUAAUGCUCAUGAACCAGUUGAACCAAUGACUUGUAGGUUUGGAUUAAGUGAUGUUAUGAGAGAGGGUUACUCAAUAAUAUCCAGUCCAAAUAAAGCAUUGUCAGUAAUAUUAGAUGCAAUGGGUAGAGUAUUAUUAGUAGAUAAUAGAUCUUGCAUAGCCACAAGAAUGUGGAAAGGUUAUAGAGAUGCACAAUGUGGUUGGAUUGAAGUGGAAGAGGAGAAACAUUCUGGAAUGCACAAAGCGUUUACUAAAUUUAAACAAACUCCGCAAUUGCGUUCUGCUUUCUUUUUAGUCAUUUACGCCCCCAAAAAGGGUGUAAUAGAUAUAUGGAGUACUCAACAAGGUCCUAAAAUUACUACAUUUACCGCUAGUAAACAUGGUCGAUUACUCUAUAUCAAUUACGGUCUUCUUGGUGUGAAUGAUAAUGUACAUUUAUCCAAAAAUAAGCCACAAUAUUCGUGUGUUUUUAUGGAUCCACUUGGAGGGUUGAAAGAAAUUACAGUACCAUUUCAUUUCGCUCUUAGUAGUAAAAAUGGAAAAAGAGCGCGUGAUAUACAUUUACUUAAAAAAUUGAAAACAUUUUUAAGAGAAGAAGAUUAUGAAUAUGAUAAAUUAAUAUCAGAAAUUGAAAGUGUGUGUUCAGAUUUGAAGAGUAAUGAAAUAAAAGUACAAACAUUAGAAAUGUUAAUGUCAAAUAAAAAUAUUAUUCCUGAUGCUUUACUCGCUGCAACAAAUUGUUUUAUUAAAAGACUAGAUGAAUAUGAAAAGGAAGAAAUGGAACCUACAACAAAAAUACUUUAUUUAUUAGCAACACAGUUGCAACAAGUAAUUAAUUUUUAUAAACAUAUUAAAUCUCAGUUUGAUACUCCAGAACAUAAUGCUUCUAUAAAUGAUGAUAAAAGUUUAACUUCAACUUUACUAACUACUGAAAAAGAAGUGCAUAGAAUUUUUGAAUUGUUUGAUAAAAUAAAUAGUUAUACGCGUUCAGAUUCUAAGACAGAAUGUAAAGUAAAAUUUGUAGAAAAUGGCAGAAUAUUUUUAGAUUUUUUAUCUUGUUUUGAGUUUGGAACAUCAGGAUUUAUAGAUAUUAAAAAAGAUAUAAAAGCAGAAAAAGAACAUUACAUCUCUGAAUUAAUGUACGAAGGUUGUGUACAUUCGUAUGAUAGAAUUGAGAAAUGGAAAGACGCUGCUAAGAGUAGUAAUAUUCAACCAUUCGUUUUUAUGAAAUUUGCCUUAAUUUACUGGCUUAAUAAGAAACGAGAUAUAUGUUUAGAAAUAGAAUUAAAGCAAUUUACACAACUCUUAAGUGCUAUUUGUUCAAUAGCCAAUGUUGAAGAAAUAUGUGCAGAAUAUAAUGAAAUAUCUUUAUGGUGGAAAAAGGUUCGUAAUAUUCUCUUGGACUCAACAAAUCCAUUUAAUGCACUUACUGCAGCUUUGAUGUGCAGAGCUGUUGCUAUGUCUAUAGAAAGGUACAAAGAAAAGUGUAAUAACAAAACUGAGGACAAUAAUGAUCAAGAAGAAAAAGAUGUUGAAAAUAAAAAUGAUUUGGAAGAGGGAAAACAUCAAGAUUCUGUAAACAAUUCAAAAUCAAAUGAUGAAAUAUAUAAUUUAACAAAUGAAUGGGAAAAUAUUACUAAAGAUACUUGCCAAUUUACAUUACUUAUUGGAAAUCUUGAGGAUAUUACAAUUUUAGAUGCUAUUGUAAGUCAACAACUUCCAUCAGAUACAAUGCAAUUUUUUGCAUUACCAUUUGUAAAAUUUGAUAUAUCAUUAGGAUCUGUCCUGUCAAGAGGAAAAGGUUCUGUAUCAGAGAUAGUUGCAAAAUGGAUUACUUCUACCGGUAUCGAUCCUUCUCAAUUAAUAGAUACAACAGAUACGGAAUUCGAUCAUAUACGAUCAACAAGUGAUUCUUUAGAAAUAGCAAAUUCUUCAGACGAAAUUUGUAAUGUCGAUGAUAUUUCACAACCUAAUUUAGAAAAGCCUUUUUCAGAAACUCUUGUUACAAAAAAUGAAGAUAAAGAUAGUACAAAUGCUACUAUUUUAUGUAUUUUAGAAAGAAUUAAAUUAUUGAAAAAUCAUUUUCCAUAUAGUUUAACGACUAGUGUCCUACUAGCCAAUAUUUGUUGGGAAUUUGCAAUGUCAUGGAAUAAAGAUAUUUCACAAUUGAAGUCUCUUGAAGCUGCAUUAUCUGUUUUACAACUGAUACCAAUGAAACGUAUGAGGCACGGUGUAUGUUGUUUAUUAUGGUCAGUUCAUAUAAAAAAGCGAAUGGAAGCAAUUGCAAAAUUAAUUAAUAAGCUUGGCAAACUACCAAAAGAAAGAUUGUGUACACAGGAAAUCGGUUUAUCUGAUAUUCAAGCAGUUGUAUUUUUACAAAAUAGUGUUACAUUUUUAGAAAUUUUCAUUGAUUCUGAAAUACUCGAAGUAGGAGAGAAUAUUUUAUUUAAGUCAGAAGAAUUAUGGGAAGGAUGCACUUCUGGUCCACAACCAUUUGCUGCAUUAGCUAUUUCUCAAGCACCCGCUUGGUAUGAUCUAAUAAUGUUACAUUUACAAUUAGCUAAUGUCUUAUACAUGAUGGCACAUUUUAAUUUGAAACUUGUAAAACCAUUAAAUAAUUUAUUUGACUCUGUGGUGCAGCCAUAUUUCUUUCAAUCAAUGGCAGACAAAGUAAUGCUUACAUGGUAUAGAGACGAUAAAAGAGAUAAUGUAAGAACCAUAUUUUUAUGCCGAGUAAUUAACGCAUCGAUGGAUUUUAUUCAUCAAGAAACAACAGAUGGUAAAAUGAGUAGUUCGAUGCAAGCUAUUCAAUGGAUGAGCAAAUGUCAAACAUUAGCAUCUAUUUGGAAAAUUAAUAAUGAUGAAUUAAGGAUACAUCAAGUUUGUCAAUUAUACGUGAUUGGUUUUGAUCGCUUAGCAGAAGAAGUUGUUACUGCCGUAAAUGAUGUUGAAAAAUUAGCAGAAAAUCUUUUGCCAAUUGCUGGAAGAAGAAUGAUGGCAUAUCUUUCAAAAUCGCCUGAUGUCUUAGAGGAAGUUUCUCGGAUAAGUCCUGCUCUUACUAAAUAUUUAGAAAGUCUCGAUGUGCCGGAUAUAAUUUAUACAAAUUGUUCAAAUGAUGACACUAUUGAAUUGAUACGACGAAUUUCAAGACAUUUGCCUGAAACACAUUCUAAUUAUCAUCUCGCGCAAUUGUUGUUAGACGCGGUCUUUAUUUACGAAGGAACAACAUGAUAUUCAGACAUUUAAGUAAAACUAAAUUGUUAUAGGGAAUAAGUUUAAUAAAUUUAUUUGUGCUUUCUGUUUUUAAUUCAUUGUAUUGAAUCUGAAUAUAAAAUAUAUUUGACAUAUAUCAUUAAAAUCCAUCAUAUCAGAGAUACUUGAAACAGUUGAUCACAACGAACUGUGACAUAAAUGUGUGUGUAUGUUUAUAUGUCACAUAUAAUGAAUUAAAGAAAAAAUAUUCUAUAA
Molecule: messenger RNA, 4834 nt
Organism: Frieseomelitta varia
Lineage: Eukaryota; Metazoa; Arthropoda; Insecta; Hymenoptera; Apidae
Gene: Rab3-GAP
Product: rab3 GTPase-activating protein non-catalytic subunit
Exons: 19
Coding region: 377-4597 (1406 amino acids)
Biological process (GO): regulation of GTPase activity
Source: RefSeq, a predicted model, not a curated record